AUGCUGCUCGGAGCGCCCAGGCUGUGCGCAUCCCGGGCGGCCGCCGCGGCGCAGAGAGAAGACGACGGCGACAGGCUGGGCGGGGACAUGGACGAGUCGUCGCUGCUGGACCUGCUGGAGUGCUCCGUGUGCCUGGAACGCCUGGACACGACGGCCAAGGUGCUGCCCUGCCAGCACACCUUCUGCCGCCGCUGCCUGGAGAGCAUCGUGAGCUCGCGUCGCGAGCUGCGCUGCCCUGAGUGCCGCAUCCUGGUGGGCUGCGGCGUGGACGAGCUGCCCGCCAACAUCCUGCUGGUGCGCCUGCUGGACGGCAUCCGCCAGCGGCCCCGCGCUGGCGCCAGCCCCGGCAGCAGUCCGCCCGCGCGUCCUGGCCCGGGCCCCAGCCCCGCUUCGGGGGCGGCCUCGGCCCUCGCGGGUGGCGGGGGCAGCUCCCCUGGAUCCCCAGUCCUCCUCCCCGCGGCUACCGGCGCCACCUCCAGCUUGCGCGAGCUGGCGACCAGCAGGAGCGCGCCCCCAGCAAAGGGCCCUCCCCCACCAACUGCCGGCAAAGCCCUGCUCAACCUCGAGGGGACAGAGCCUGGGGAACUCAGGUGUGGUGAAGGGGACGCUGUCGUCCUGCAGCGCCGGACUGACGAGCUCUGGUACCAUGGCCUCCUGCCUGCUGGCUUCGUCCAGAGCGUGCGGCCGCUGCCCCCGGCCCCGCCCCAGGGCAAAGCGCUCUAUGAUUUCGAGAUGAAGGACAGAGACCAGGACAAAGACUGUCUGAGCUUCAGCAAGGAUGAAGUCUUGACCGUAAUCAGAAGAGUGGAUGACAACUGGGCGGAGGGGAAGCUGAGAGACAAGAUCGGGAUAUUCCCACUGCUAUACGUGGAGCUCAAUGAUGCUGCCAAGCAGCUGAUGGAGAUGGACAAGCUGGGCCUGGCCUCGGCGUCCGGCUGCCUUGCCUCCCUGCCCUCUGAGGCCGGCGCAGUGGCCAGCGUGGCCCCGGGUCCCACUUCAGGCAGCACAGGGGCAGUCAGCGCCUUCCAGCGGCGUGUGGACAGCAAGAAGAACGCCAAGAAGCGGCACUCCUUCACGGCGCUCAGCGUGACGCACAAGUCCACCCAGGCCAGCGGCCACAGGCGCUCCAUGGAGAUCAGUGCCCCCGUGCUCAUCAGCUCCAGCGAUCCCAGGGCCGCGGCCAGGAUCGGGGACCUGGUGCACCUGUCCCGCAGUGCUCCUGCCCAGGACUCCUCGGCCGGAUCCACCCCAGUGACCGAACAGCAGAGCACAGCUCCCAGAGUCCAGCUGCCUCUCAAUGUGUACCUGGCGCUCUACGCCUACAAGCCCCAGAAGAGUGACGAGCUGGAGCUGCGCAAGGGCGACACGUACCGCGUCCUGGAGAAGUGCCGGGAUGGCUGGUUCAAGGGCACGGCCCUGCGCACCGGACUCUCGGGCGUGUUCCCUGGCAACUACGUGACACCGGUCUCCAGGAUUCCUGUAGGAGGGGCUGGGCCACCCCGGAAUAAUGCAGUCGGAGGGUCUCCCCUGGCCAAAGGGAUGGCCACAACCAUGCACCCAGGCGGUGGGAGUCUGAGCAGCCCGGCCACGGCCUUGAGGCCAGCCCUUCCCCUCACCACAGCCCAGGUCCCGGCCCAGCACCAGGCCGCCUCUCCCCCACUGGGCAGUUGUCUGAGGCACACCGUCCAGCCAGCAGCCAGCCAGGCCCGGAGCGCCGGCCCCACUGCUGCCCACCCGGCCCAGGUCCAGGGCCGGCCGACCGCCACGGUGUCGCCCCUGCGCACUCAGAACUCCCCGUCUCGCCUGCCCGCCAGCCUCAGGCCUCCCGCCUUGGGGUCCCCGCAGCACAGCCCCCAGCCAGUGACGCAGUGCCCCCGGCCGGCCAUCCCGCUCGCCUCGGCAGCCUCGGCCGUCACCCCUCCCAAUGUCAGCGCCGCCAACCUCAACGGGGAGGCCGGAGGGGGCCCCGCCGGUAGCCUGACCGCAUCCAGCCCCACCGGCGCGGGAGGCAGACCAGACGAGAGGAAAAACGAGAAGAAAGACAGGAAGAGUGGGCUGCUGAAGCUGCUGGCCGGUGCGUCCACCAGGAGGAAGUCGCGCUCCCCACCAUCCACCUCUCCCACCCAUGACCCCCAGGCAGUGGAUGCCUCGCUCCAGGGUGCGGUGGGGCCCGAAGUGUCCUUGCUGUCCAUCCACAGCAGGGCUGGGUCCUGUCCCAUCGAAGGCGAGAUGCAGGGUGCCUUGGGGAUGGAGCCACUGCACAGGAAGGCGGGCUCUUUGGAUCUGAGCUUCCCAUCACCCACCCGACCGGCCGCGUUCUCCACAAUCGCUGUCCGCCCUGAGCCCAAGCCACUUCCCAGAGAGAGGUACCGUGUGGUGGUCUCAUACCCACCCCAGAGCGAGGCAGAGAUCGAGCUGAAGGAGGGGGAUGUGGUCUUCGUGCACAAGAAGCGUGAGGAUGGCUGGUACAAGGGGACCCUGCAGAGGAACGGCCGCACGGGCCUCUUCCCUGGCAGCUUCGUGGAGAGCUUCUGAGGCCGUGCCUGCCCCCCAGGGACAGAGGUGCAGGGACCCCAGGGGAGCAGCCACCAGAGGCCCCAGUCCUUCCAGGCAGGCGGCAGGACCCACACACUGUGGGGUGGUUUGCUCCCAGGACCCUUCUUGCCCUCUACUCAUGGGGCUGACAGGGAGCACAGGCCCAGCGCAUUUGGAGAGCGUUCUCAAGGCAGCUCCGGGCUUCACUUGGGUCUGGAUUGCUCCUCACCCCAUCUAUACCUCAGGCACCACCACCAGGACCCUUAGCAUGGUGCCCUGGCCCAGGUCAUUGUCGGCCAGGUCCCUGAGGAAGCGCUCGGUUCCCGCGGGCGAGGUGUACACAGUGCUUCUUGCCUUGCUACCACGGUCCUGCUCCCGUGCUUCUUUCUUACACCUUUUUACUGCAAAGCUGUUAGACUUUAUAAAUCUCUAACAGGUCGUACACUGCCUAUUUUUCAUACAUCUGGUGCUGCCUUUUUGUAAAACUAGUAGGACUUGGUUGGAAAGAUCUCUGGGGAGACAGCAAAUGGGCAGAACUUCUGCAGGCACCCUGUGAGCCUGAGGAGCCUGGUGUUCACAGCCUCGGUCCUCCUGGGGCUAGAGGGGCCUCAGUGUUGGUGGGAGUUAGGAAAAGCCUGUCUCUUUAGCCCUUCCAGUGGCCCCGCUGCAUCUGGAGAUGUUCUGACAGGGAUGGCAGUGAAGGAACAGGAGGGGGGACCCCAGGCCACGAGGCCCUCCUGUCACUGUAGAGAGGAGACCACACCCAAGGCUUCCACUGUCAAAACGUGCAGUGGUCACUGCAGUUCAGAUUUGCCACCUUGUGGAGGUUUCACCAAGUUUCCUUUAAAUAGAUAUCUACUCUGUUCUCAGUGCAAACCUUGGUCUUGAGACCAGAGACACGGGGCUAACCAGGGCCACCAAAGGCCCACAGGAGCAGAGUCAGGGGUGGCAGCCAUGCGCUGAAUGCGGGCUCUGGCUGGGAAAUGCUUGGCACUUUGCACAGUCACACACACGCACCCGUUGUUCUGUUAGACACAGAUGUGUGUGAUUUUGGAGGAACGAACUGAUGACAAACCAUGAUGCCUGUGAUUCCGAGUCUUUAAAUAAAACUGA
This is a messenger RNA of Budorcas taxicolor (takin), 3648 nucleotides long. It is a transcript of the gene SH3RF3, whose product is annotated as SH3 domain containing ring finger 3. The record is from RefSeq and is a predicted model, not a curated record. The transcript is spliced from 10 exons. NCBI's taxonomy places the organism in Eukaryota, Metazoa, Chordata, Mammalia, Artiodactyla, Bovidae. The coding region runs from base 1 to 2535 and encodes 844 amino acids. Gene Ontology annotation, molecular function: metal ion binding; protein binding.